AUGAAGAGAGAUCUCCAUCAGUUUCAAGGUCCUCCUGAUACUAGAUUCCCCAACCACGGGACAGCGAACACCGGUUCCUCUUCUAAAGACAAGAUGAUGAUGGUCAAGGAAGAAGAAGACGGCGGAAACAUGGAUGAGCUUCUCGCUGUGUUGGGUUACAAGGUGAGGUCGUCCGAGAUGGCCGAGGUUGCGUUGAAGCUAGAGCAGUUAGAGACCAUGAUGGGUAACGUUCAAGAAGACGGUUUAUCCAAUCUCGCGACGGAUACUGUUCACUACAACCCGUCGGAGCUCUACUCGUGGCUUGAUAACAUGCUCACGGAGUUUAACCCGCCGCCGCCGGAGAUAAACAACUCGUUUCUCGCCGGAGCUGGUGGUUCCGAUUACGACCUCAAAGCCAUUCCUGGAAACGCGAUUUACGCGAGAUCCGACCAGUUCGCGAUAGAUUCUUCCUCCUCGUCGAACCAAGCUGGUGAUAACAGUCAGAGCACCAAGCGUCUUAAGUCAUGCUCGAGCCCUGAUUCGUUGGUUACAGGAACAACGGUAACAACCACAACCACUGAGUCAACUCGGUCUGUAGGCCUCGCAGCUGAGUCAACUCGGUCCAUGGUCCUGGUGGACUCGCAAGAGAACGGUGUGCGUCUGGUCCACGCGCUCAUGGCCUGCGCGGAAGCAAUCCAGAACAACGAUUUGUCCAUAGCGGAAGCUCUGGUGAAGCAGAUUGGAUUCUUGGCCGUGUCUCAAGCCGGAGCCAUGAGGAAAGUGGCGACGUACUUCGCCGAAGCCCUCGCGCGGCGGAUCUACCGCCUCUCUCCGCCGCAGACUCAGAUCGAUCACUCUCUCUCCGACACGCUCCAGAUGCACUUCUACGAGACGUGCCCUUACCUCAAGUUCGCUCACUUCACGGCCAACCAAGCCAUCCUCGAGGCUUUCGAAGGGAAGAAGAGAGUCCACGUCAUCGACUUCUCCAUGAAUCAAGGCCUGCAAUGGCCGGCGCUUAUGCAAGCCCUUGCGUUGAGAGAAGGUGGUCCUCCUGUUUUCCGGUUAACCGGGAUUGGUCCUCCGGCGGCGGAUAACUCCGACCAUCUCCAUGAGGUUGGGUGUAAGUUAGCUCAGCUCGCGGAAGCGAUUCACGUGGAGUUUGAGUAUCGUGGCUUCGUGGCUAAUAGCUUGGCCGAUCUCGAUGCUUCGAUGCUUGAGCUUAGACCGAGUGAGAUCGAAGCUGUGGCGGUUAACUCUGUUUUCGAGCUACACAAGCUCCUUGGCCGUACCGGUGGGAUAGAGAAAGUUCUCGGCGUGGUGAAACAGAUUAAACCGGUGAUUUUCACGGUGGUUGAGCAAGAAUCGAGUCAUAACGGUCCGGAUUUCUUAGACCGGUUUACUGAAUCGCUGCAUUACUAUUCGACGUUGUUUGAUUCCUUGGAAGGUGUUCCCAGUAGCCAAGACAAGGUUAUGUCGGAAGUUUACUUAGGGAAACAGAUUUGCAAUCUCGUGGCUUGUGAAGGACCAGACCGGGUGGAGAGACACGAGACGCUGAGUCAAUGGGCUAACCGGUUCGGUACGUCCGGUUUUGCGCCGGCACAUCUCGGGUCUAACGCGUUUAAGCAAGCGAGUAUGCUUUUGGCUUUGUUUAACGGCGGCGAAGGUUAUCGUGUGGAGGAGAAUAAUGGGUGCUUGAUGUUGGGUUGGCAUACUCGGCCGCUGAUAACAACCUCCGCUUGGAAGCUCUCGGCGGCGCACUGA
Brassica napus (rape) is the source of this 1740-nucleotide messenger RNA. Its product is annotated as DELLA protein RGA2. Gene Ontology annotation, molecular function: DNA-binding transcription factor activity; sequence-specific DNA binding. Gene Ontology annotation, cellular component: nucleus. The transcript has a single exon. NCBI's taxonomy places the organism in Eukaryota, Viridiplantae, Streptophyta, Magnoliopsida, Brassicales, Brassicaceae. The coding region runs from base 1 to 1740 and encodes 579 amino acids. The record is from RefSeq and is marked provisional. Gene Ontology annotation, biological process: negative regulation of seed germination; salicylic acid mediated signaling pathway; regulation of seed dormancy process.